AUGGGGGUUAUCAGUUCUCCCCCUUCUUUUGCUUUAGUCUCCCCAGGGCAAAGCUUUGAGCUUGGCUUCUUUUCUCCUGGAAAUUCCAAGAUCAGGAACAUCCCAAUUACUAGUUCAAAUGGUUUUCUAGCUCUUACCACAAAUGGACUACUUCUUUCCAACCACACAAAUAGUGUUAUUUGGUCUUCAAAUACAACCAAAGUAGCAGAAAGUCCAAUUGCACAGCUCUUAGAUUCAGGAAACUUUGUUGUUAAAGACAAUGCCAUGGUGAGUUCUGAUUCUUCUGAAAGUUACUUGUGGCAAAGCUUCGACUACCCAUCCAACAUCUGGUUACCGGGUAUGAGGAUCACCAAUGACUUCAACACUGGUUUGACAUCAUGGAAAAGCCUGGAUGAUCCAUCUUUAGGAGACUAUGCUUACAGAAAUGAAAAUCCUGAGUUACCUCAACAGUUAAUGUACCAUAUGGAUGAAUAUGAGCAUAUGCAUCAACCAGAAAGCCCCUUGGUUAAUAGGAGGAUAACCCUUAAUACUCCUGUUAUGGGCAGUGUAGAGCAAAUAGCAUCUGCAGAGCUCAGAACGAACCGAUUUACCAUGAGCACUAAGGGCUGCGAGAAAGAGUGCUUGAAGAACUGUUCUUGCACAGGUUAUACUAAUUCAAACAUUACUGGCAAAGGACAUGGCCAUUUGAUGUGGUUCUCGGGAAUCUAG
Molecule: messenger RNA, 708 nt
Organism: Durio zibethinus
Lineage: Eukaryota; Viridiplantae; Streptophyta; Magnoliopsida; Malvales; Malvaceae
Source: RefSeq, a predicted model, not a curated record